CUCGGGAUGGGCCUGGACUGGGGGCAACUGGUGUUAUUCAUCAUAUUUGUAGUAUUCGUGGACUUCAUCGGAGCUGGCUUGCUGGUGUCCACUUUCUUUUGGUAUAUAAGCAACAAAUACUUACGGCGCGACGCGGCGGCGCCCGACGUGGAGUGGGGCUACGCCUUCGACGUGCACAUCAACGCGUUCUUCCCGCCGCUGUCGCUGCUCCACUGUUUGCAGAUCGUGCUGUUCAACAGUCUAUUGAGCCACGACGGCAUCCUACCCUGCUUCGUGUCCAACACGUUCUGGCUGGCCUCCAUCAUCUACUAUCUCUACAUCACUUUCCUGGGAUACAGCAGUAAGUAA
Messenger RNA from Cydia splendana, 348 nucleotides. Its product is annotated as protein unc-50 homolog. The record is from RefSeq and is a predicted model, not a curated record. Gene Ontology annotation, cellular component: Golgi membrane. The transcript is spliced from 3 exons. Lineage: Eukaryota; Metazoa; Arthropoda; Insecta; Lepidoptera; Tortricidae. Bases 7 to 348 code for a protein of 113 amino acids.